AUGUGUCCAGUUUGCUCGUGUGCGUUUGUCGGUUGCCUUGAGCCGCUGCCUUCUCAGACCGGCCAAAAACACGAUCUGACCUCCCUCCUGAUCGGUUGCCAAGCUCAACUGGCCGGUCUGCCCAGCAGCUGCGCAGGCUCUACUGAUGCCAUCCGUACAGUCUACCAGACCGCGUCAGAACGAUGCGCCUGUGCCCAGCCAAAGUGGACCUCAAUGGCUAGGUCCUGUCGACAUUUGCGCACCAGGCCAGUACGCAUUCUACAGAGCAGAGGUACUGUUGUCGAGCCGAUCUCGAAACUCAAACGGCAGCAGGAACCUUCGCGCUUUACAUUUUCCGCUCAAUCUCUCUUCCGACAUGAUUCUUUCCAGCUCUACUCAAGCCGGUCCGGUCUGAUCUGA
Molecule: messenger RNA, 399 nt
Organism: Protopolystoma xenopodis
Lineage: Eukaryota; Metazoa; Platyhelminthes; Monogenea; Polystomatidea; Polystomatidae
Source: the annotation of a GenBank genome assembly